GACGAGUCAAGUAGCAUCCAUACACCCAAGAACUUCCAGUUAGAACUGUCCUUCGUAAAGCAGGUCGUCGAUUAUCUAGACGUAGGAGACGAUCUCACCCAUGUUGGGCUCAUAACCUUCAGUAGCAAUGCCUCCAUGCGCUUCAAACUCGACGAUUUCACCACUAAGGAUGAGGUUAAAACCGCCGUAAACAAGACAAAAUGGAAUGGAGGAAACACCUACACCGACAAGGCUCUCACACUGCUCCUGGAUGAAGGUUUCACAGUCAGAAAUGGAGCUCGGAAAGGCGUGGCACAGGUUGGGAUAAUCGUCACGGACGGGAACUCUACCGACCCAUACAAGACUCGUAAACAAGCAGCUCAAGUUAUUAGCAAGGGGAUUUACAUGUUUGCUAUCGGUGUCGGAGCCGUGUAUAGACCCGAGCUCGACAUCCUGGCAUCCGACCCGAGUUCAGAAUUCGUCUUCACUGUUGACACUCUUGAUGCUCUUGAAACAAUCAAGAGACUUUUAGCCUACAGGGUCUGUAAAGAAAAACCAACGGAAAGCAUGGAGGAAAUUUGCAGGCAGCAGGUCGCAGAUGUUGCCUUUAUCCUGGACUCAUCUGCCGAUAUCGGGCAAUCGAACUUCGAUGAACUCAUCGAUUUCAUCGACAAAGUUGUCAGUAAUUUUGACAUUGGUUCUGACAACACCCGCGUUGGUCUCAUAACGUUCGCUGAUGCACCAAAGAUUGAGUUCAAUCUCGAUUCGUACACGAAACCAGCGGAAGUCGAACAGGGUCUCUCAAAUGUCCGAUUCACAUCAGGACAAAGGAAUACUGACCUUGCCAUACAAAUGAUGACUAAUCAGAUUUUCUCGGAUUCACUUGAACGAAAAGAUGUUCCGAGGAUAGGGAUUGUAAUCACCGGCGGAUAUCCACAGGGAAUAACCAAGACACACGAGGAUGGCAGCUGAAGCGAAAGAAAAAAGGAAUACAUAUGUUUGCAAUAGGAGUUGGGAAGAAAGUCGGGUCAGACCAGCUGGAAGACAUUGCCGCGGAUAACUAUUACAUGGUUGAUGAUUUCUCCGAGCUGGACUCCAUUCUCAGAGUGCUGACUACCAGUGUUUGCAAAGAAGGGAAGAAGAAAUCCGACUUUGAAUCCAAGGAGUUGGAACAGGAGAGAGAAAUGGAUAUCGAGACAAUGAGAGAGAUAGAACAGGAGAGAGACAUGUUAAACGAGAGAAUGAGAGAGAGAGAACAAGAGAGAGAAAUGGAAAACGAGAUGAUGAGGGAGAUAGCACAGGAGAGAGGAAUGGAUAACGAGAGAAGAGAGGAGAUAGAGACGCUGAUCGACAUUCUACGAAGAGGUGGCUGAUGAUUUUAUGGAAAUCAGAAAUGACUAGUGUUUGUGUUAAUCGACCUAUUACUAUCUUAUCACAGAACACUGGCACCACUGAACAGUGACCCAUAUACUUUACAACUUUGUAUUGAGAGUGUAAGCCGUUAUAAAUACUCUGUUUUAUGUGUUAUAGGGACCACAGAACCAAAUCAAAAAUAGAUUGUGGGUUUUCCCCGUUUGGGCAGAUUUAAUAGGAAGGUGAAUGCAUCGGGGCCUACUGAUUGGAUAUCUAGGGGUGCGUUGCAAGUCGCUCAGCCGAUUUUCUAGCGCUUAAGUCACUUCUACAACGGUUCUAAGUGCUUGACAUCAAACAAUCAUGGCUGACUUUUCACCGUUGAACUUAAUACUUAUAAACGAAAUAGCAGAAAGUGACGAUACUUCAAAUGUUCUUGUAGAAGAACUGAGUAAAAACAGAAGACUUUUGGAUAUCAUUGCCGUAAAGCAUAUUUUUAAGGAAACACACGCCUGUGUUGUUGAUUAUGCCUCCGAAAUUGUCCCAAAGUAUAGCGAAGGAGACUUUCGAAUGCAUUUCCGUAUGAGUCGCAGUACUCUAUCAGUGAGUUUGUCUCAAAAACUUCCAUAUUUAACGAUAAAAUCUGAAAAUCAAAAUAUUGACUUGGGUAAUCUUUAAAUGCAAACAGUCAUUGACAUUAGGUGAGAGAAGUUUCCAAAGUUUUAAUAUGUGGGUUGGGCAAUACAUGUAGAUGUAAAAUAUAUAGAAAAAAAGUUAUUUUUUUUGCUAGCCUGUUUUGGUCAGGGGGAGUAAAGUACGUGUGUAUUUUGUUGUAAAUUUAGAUGAAUUUUUGGUGCUGAAUUCAAUACAAGAUGGUGGCCCCCAUAUAAAAAAAGUUCAAAUUGGUAAAAAAAAAAAAUCAUUCUAUUUAGAGGUUUCCGAGAUGACAUACUUAAAAACUAUAGCUACGUACUGGACCAGUGUUGAAAACUCCAUUUAAGCAGGACAGUGGUAAACGUUAACAUUACCGUCUAUGGGAAAUCAUUGGUUCCUUGGUCCCUAUAUACACUGACCUCCGCCAAUUACUGCGAUCCAUUUAUGUUACUAAUCAAUUAUAUUUGAACCACAUUAUUUGUCCCUUUAAUAUGCUUGCUAUGCUUGUACAUUUUUUAUUUCUAUUUUGUAUAGUAAUCUGGCUACUGCCACCAGUCAAGCAUCGUCCUUCUUUUCCGUUUAUAUAAUUUUAACGAACAAUAGUUAAAUGUAUAGAAAUAAAGGCUUAAUUUUAUUAGUGAAAGAGUUGAUUUCUCAAUAUACGGAAUUCGUUAUCCAUCUGGGUAUUUACUGAUGAUUAUCAAAUAAUCGUUGGACAUACACUGAUAUUGGAGAGCAGCGAAAAUAGUAACACGACUACAGUUAUAACAAGUAUUGACAUAUUGUAGAGAACAACUGAACAUUGAUGGAACGAGAGGAACAUAUUAAAAGACCCAUUUACACGGAGAAUAAAGAUAAAAAUCAAAGCGAAUAGGACCGUUUGUUUCCGAAAACUAUUUGAAACAGCACGUGAUAAGAAAAAUUAAUAUGUAGUUACAAUACUCUGUAGACAUGCUUUAAAAAUACAAAGAAUAAACAUGUAGUAAGA
Pecten maximus is the source of this 2971-nucleotide messenger RNA. Its product is annotated as cartilage matrix protein-like. The record is from RefSeq and is a predicted model, not a curated record. The transcript has 7 exons. Lineage: Eukaryota; Metazoa; Mollusca; Bivalvia; Pectinida; Pectinidae. The coding region runs from base 136 to 951 and encodes 271 amino acids.